Messenger RNA from Saccostrea echinata, 1820 nucleotides. RefSeq names its product thymus-specific serine protease-like. The coding region runs from base 31 to 1533 and encodes 500 amino acids. Gene Ontology annotation, cellular component: endosome; lysosome. NCBI's taxonomy places the organism in Eukaryota, Metazoa, Mollusca, Bivalvia, Ostreida, Ostreidae. Gene Ontology annotation, biological process: proteolysis. The record is from RefSeq and is a predicted model, not a curated record. Gene Ontology annotation, molecular function: dipeptidyl-peptidase activity; serine-type exopeptidase activity. The transcript is spliced from 11 exons.
GUAUCUGUGUAGUAGUGUUUGUGAAUUGAAAUGAUGUUUGUUCUAAAGUAUCUUAUCUUUGUGUUUACUGUAAAUUUUAUGCUGAAAGACAUAUCGUCAAUACCAGGACACAGUUUUUGGAAAAUUAAAGAAUUGGUGGAAAAUCAGCGGGAAAAUUCAGCCAUACAUGACUACAGAAGGUUAUAUGGCAGUGGUCAGACUGUAGAAGAGGUUCUAUUGACACAACCACUGGAUCACUUUGAUGCCUAUUCCUCUGAAACAUACAAACAGAAAAUCUAUAUCAAUGUAGAGAACUGGAACAAACCCAAUGGUCCUAUUUUCCUGUUCAUAGGAGGAGAGGGAGCACUUUCAAACAGAUCUGCUUAUGCUGGUCACCAUGUUGAGAUGGCCAAGCUCUUUGGAGGCAUGGUUGUGGCUGCUGAACACCGUUUCUAUGGUGACAGCAUCAACGAUGAUGGUUUACAUCUAGAUCAACUUCAACACUUGUCCAGUCAACAAGGACUAGCUGAUUUGACAAAAGUCCAUAAUUACAUCACUACAAGGUACGAGUUAAUAGAUAAUAAGUGGAUCUGUUUUGGUGGAAGCUAUCCUGGAGCAUUAUCUGCAUGGUUCCGCUUGAAGUAUCCACAUCUGGUGUUUGGAGCAGUGGCCUCUUCAGCUCCUGUACAAGCUCAGACUGACUUUCAAGGUUAUAAUGAGGUGGUUGCUCAAAGCUUAGCAGAUCCAACAGUGGGAGGAAGUAAGCAGUGUACUGCACAAGUAGCUGAGGCCUUCCAAAAAAUAGACAGCAUGGUCAGUGGCCACCAAACCAAAGAGCUUGCAAAGGAUUUUCUGUCCUGUGGCUCCCUUUCUGAGUCAAAUGACCAGAUGGUCUUUGUCAACAACUUAGCAGGAAUUUUUAUGGGAGUAGUGCAAUACAAUAAUGAAGUUCCUGGGCUGAAUAUCAAGAAACUUUGCAACAUUAUGACAGAGUCAGGAGACUCCUAUGGCAAUCUACAGAAAAUAAAUCAGAUGAUGAUGAAGACAACCAAUCAGAGUUGUGUUGACAAUACAUACUCCACUUUCCUGUCAGGUUUUACUAAUCAGACAGUAGACAGGCAUGCAGUGGGGCCUGGCAUACGACAGUGGGUCUGGCAGACAUGCUCACAGUUUGGCUAUUAUCAGACUUGUGAAAAGGAAACUACCUGUCCUUUCUCCAGACUUCUGACCCUGGAAUCAAACCUUGUCAUAUGUAAAGAGGUGUACAAGAUCUCUGAGAACAUGGUGCCUAAAUUUGUACAGUUCACCAAUGACUAUUAUGGCGCUAACCAUCCAAAAGGCACCAGAAUUAUUUUUGUCAAUGGCUCCAUAGAUCCUUGGCACUUCCUGAGUGUCCUUAAGUCAGACCAGGUCUCUGGAGAGGUUGCUGUCUUCAUCAAUGGAACUGCCCACUGUGCUGACAUGGCAACCCACAAAUCUACAGAUCCACAGCCUCUCAAAGAGGCCAGACUUGUGAUACAAAAAGAGAUUGCAUCUUGGCUGAAAGAAACUUAAGGAUGUUCUGCUUUUUGAAUUGUCUUUCUUGUGUAGUCCCAACGAAUCAUAUAUGUGCCAAGAUCCGCUUUUUAUAAUGUGCAGUUGAACUUCAGUAACUAAAAUCCCAUUAAAAUUGAAUAAUAGAGAAAUAUUGAAGUGAUUGUCAAAGUAAAUAUGUGAGCUUAUUUAAAUUGUUCCCUAGUCACAAAUUGAAACAUAAAUAUCUCAAAAUUUUGUUUAGAUAUGAUGUUUGUACAUUUUUUAAUAUCCUUUACAGCUAUUACUGGUAAUUAAUAUGUUUCUCA